GACAUAACCCGUUUUUUUUUCCAAAAUGGCGACGGCGGAUCACGGAGAAGGGCAGGACGACCCGGAGAGCGAAGAGGAGGUGUACGAGGUCGUGGACCUGACAGAGUAUGCCCGGAGGCACCAGUGGUGGAGCCGGGUGUUCGGGAGCAACUCCGGCCCGAUUGCCGAGAAGUACUCCGUGGCCACCCAGAUCGCGAUGGGAGGGGUGACUGGAUGGUGUGCUGGUUACCUCUUCCAGAGAGUUGGGAAGAUCGCUGCGACCGCUGUCGGAGGAGGAUUCCUCCUUUUGCAGAUUGCCAAUCAUAGUGGCUACGUGCAGGUGGACUGGAAGAAGGUGGAGAAGGAUGUGAACAAAGCGAAGAAGCACCUGAAGAAGAAAGCCAACAAAGCAGCCCCUGAAAUAAACACAUUCAUUGAGGAGGUAAAGGCCACAGACUUUAUAAAAAGGAACAUCGUCUUGUCCAGCGGGUUCGUCGGCGGCUUCUUUCUGGGUCUGGCCUCCUAAUGGAGCUGCACGAGCUGCAGCCUCCACAUACUGUGGAUCACAUCACUACAUGGGUCACUUUCCUCCCCAUUGUUUACCUCUCGGCCCCCAAGUGGGGCAUCGAUUCACCUUUUAACAAACUGAACAGGGGGGGGUUUAUAUUGAAAGUGAAAGCAUGAUCUGUCGUAUUACCGGUGUAACGUUGUGCUACUCCCCCUGUUAUACAUCAAUCAUAGCUAAUGGUUUCCCUGUCUGGCGGACCGGACCCUCUGAAGCGCGUGGUGUUCGAGUGGAGAAUUGGAGUUGAUCAUACUGUGACUAUUCUACCGUGGGACCCUGUCGCGGAUCUUUGCUCAGACUGCUGAAUACUGUGAGCGGCCACAAGCGAGCACGGAGUCCUCGCUGCUUUUUCCAACACUGAUCAGUUUGUUUGUUUUUUUGCCUGGCGGCACUGGAUCUAAGAUAGUUGGCAUGCGUGGGCACCCUUGUAAUUAUAUAGCCAACCCCCUUUUUCAGAGGUGUAAAGACCCACACAAGGGUAAAUAUUAUAUAAACAUGGAAGGCAGCAGAGUGGGAGGUUAACACCACCCCCCCUAGUCUAGUGCUUUUUAAAAAAAAAUAUAGCUGUGAAGUUUAUCUGUCGAUUGAAGCGUGCAAGUGAACACAAUUCAGUUUUUAAAGUUGGCUGGGGGGAUUUAAACAAGUUAUUUUUCCACCGAGCAGGAGCUGCUAGUAAUAUGCAUAUGAGUAUAAAUCUCAACUAAAUGCUACAUCUGUGACCGUUCUCUCUCUUUUAGUGUUAAGUACAGAUCCUUUUAUUCCCAUAAUCCUCAGCUCAACGAUGCCUUUUUAAUGACAGGACGAGCAUCUGCUGCACCCUCAUUACCACCAGUCCUGUCAUUAAGGAGCACAAUGGAGCAGCGGUCUGCUACCGUCGUCGUGCGUUCAGCGGGGCAGCAACGCAACAGAGUCGUGCGUAUUCACAUCAUCUAGAUGGGACGGCCCCACCUUAGAGUCCACUUAAUUUGAUCACGAGUUGCUGAUUUUGUUUCUUUAUGUUUUGCCUUUUUCUACCAGUGCAAUAUAUAGUGUUACAUUCAGAUGUGUGUUGUUGUUUUUUUAAGUUUGUGUGCUCAUAACCCCCUCGUUGUUUCUAUUUGAUGUUAUUUUGUUACCUGAGCUGUAUGGAUUUGGGUGUGUCUUUAAAAAAAAUAAAGUUGCCUGAUUUGUUUUCA
Molecule: messenger RNA, 1719 nt
Organism: Cyclopterus lumpus (lumpfish)
Lineage: Eukaryota; Metazoa; Chordata; Actinopteri; Perciformes; Cyclopteridae
Product: FUN14 domain-containing protein 1
Exons: 5
Coding region: 26-505 (159 amino acids)
Biological process (GO): autophagy of mitochondrion
Cellular component (GO): mitochondrial outer membrane
Source: RefSeq, a predicted model, not a curated record